AAAAAUCGAUCUUACCCGCCCUGCCGCCAAAUUUUGCAGCUCCAAAAAGAAACCACUUCAGCGAACUCCGUUUAAUUGCCGAAGUAGAAACCCAGAUCUACGAGAAACCAAAAAUGGCUUCGGGAGAUGAGGGAUCCGGCGGCGAAGAGCCCUGCUGUAGCUCCGACUAUGGAGACGACUAUGAAGACGACGACAACAAUGAAAUCGAGGUGGAAGAAAAAAGGCUAAUCGACGGUGAAGGCGAUGCGAGAGCAGUUUCCGCGGCAUCUCCACCGUCUGAUGCUGAAAGGAAGUCCUGUAACGUUUCUGCUCUCAUUCGGGGAAAUCUCGUUGUUAGAAGGCAAUCGCUUAUUCCUCGAGUUCUCUCGGUAGCUGAUGGAGCCGUGGUAGCUCGAAAGCCAUUCAAACCCCCAUGCACUGAUGGUUAUGAAGAUCAGAACAAACUUGCGCGACGGCUUUUUGCACGGAAAAGGUUUGUCCCUUGGGGUUCAUCAAGGCCACCAUUGGUUGCUAUUCACAAUCUCUUAACUUCUCCACCCGAUAUUGAGAAUGAGACGAAAGAAAUGGAUGUUCCUCUUCCAGCUGGCGUUGAGCCUCUGAUUUUAUGGGACAAUGAAGGUUCGGGAGAACCUGCUCAGAUCACGGUUGAUCCAUCACUUGUUUGCUAUCUUAGACCUCAUCAGAGAGAAGGAGUUCAGUUUAUGUUUGACUGUGUUUCUGGGUUAUAUAGCGCUGAAGGUAUUUCGGGAUGCAUUCUUGCUGAUGACAUGGGGCUGGGAAAGACUCUCCAAUCUAUUACAUUGCUUUAUACCCUUCUUGGUCAGGGCUUUGAUGGAAAGCCUAUGGUUAGGAAAGCUCUUAUUGUCACUCCCACAAGUCUUGUUAGUAACUGGGAAUCUGAGAUUGACAAGUGGAUUGGAAGAAAAAUUCAGUUAAUUUCUCUUUGUGAAACCUCAAGGGCAGAUGUCCUAUCUGGGAUCGACAGUUUCUUAAGGCCUAGCAGCACUAUGCAAGUACUCAUCAUAUCCUAUGAGACGUUUAGAAUGCAUUCAUCAAAAUUUGAGAAGAAUGGAAGCUGUGAUCUUCUAAUAUGUGAUGAGGCUCACCGUUUAAAGAAUGACCAGACAUUAACAAAUCGGGCUUUGGCUGCUCUACCUUGUACUCGGAGAAUCUUAUUGUCAGGGACACCUAUGCAGAAUGAUCUAGAAGAAUUUUUUGCUAUGGUCAAUUUCACAAAUCCUGGUAUUUUGGGGAAUGCAACAUACUUCCGCCGCUACUAUGAAGCACCAAUUAUUUCUGGAAGAGAGCCAUUGGCCACUAUGGAGGAAAGGAAAUUGGGCUUGGAGAGAUCUGCAGAACUUAGUGCAAAAGUCAAUCAGUUUAUAUUGAGAAGGACAAAUGCUUUGUUAUCAAAUCACUUGCCACCUAAGAUAGUGGAAGUAGUGUGUUGCAAGCUCACCCCCUUGCAGAUUCAACUGUACAAGCAUUUCAUUCAAUCAAAAAAUAUUAAGCGCGUAAUUGCUGAAGAAUUAAAGCAAUCCACCAUUUUGGCCUAUAUUACAGCACUUAAAAAACUUUGCAAUCACCCUAAGCUAAUUUAUGAUUCAAUCAAAAGUGGAGGGUCCGCAACAUCAGGAUUUGAGAAUUGCAUGCAGUUUUUCCCAUCUGAAUUAUUUUCUGGAAGGUCGGGAUCAUGGACUGGUGGUGGAGGAAUAUGGGUAGAGUUAUCAGGAAAAAUGCAUGUCUUAGCUCGGCUGUUGGCCCAUCUUCGUCAGAAAACUGAUGACAGAAUAGUUCUCGUGUCAAAUUACACUCAGACACUGGAUCUUUUUGCUCAAUUAUGCUGCGAAAGAAGGUAUCCAUACCUUAGGCUUGAUGGCACAACAUCUAUUGGAAAAAGACAAAAGCUGGUUAAUCGUUUCAAUGAUCCAACAAAGAAUGAGUUUGUGUUUCUUUUGAGUAGCAAGGCUGGUGGUUGUGGACUUAAUUUGAUUGGAGGAAAUCGCUUGGUACUCUUUGAUCCUGAUUGGAACCCUGCCAAUGAUAAGCAGGCUGCAGCUAGAGUUUGGAGGGAUGGCCAGAAAAAGAGAGUAUACAUAUAUAGGUUUUUGAGCACAGGGAGCAUUGAAGAGAAGGUGUACCAGCGGCAGAUGGCAAAGGAAGGGCUUCAAAAAGUUAUUCAGCAGGAUCUAGGUGAAAGUGAGAUGUUGCAUGGCAAUUUUCUUUCAGCUGAAGAUUUGCGGGACCUCUUCAGGCUUCAUGAAGAUGCCAAGUCUGAGAUUCAUGAAAACAUGAACUGUGCUCGUUGCAACACUAAUGCUCAAGAAGUGGAAGACAACAACGGUUACUCGGAUGUUAGGAGUAAAGAUUCAAGUGGAAGCUGUCAAGUAAAUCAAUCGGCUGAUGACAUUGGUGGAUUUGCCGAACUUGCUGGAUGCUUGCACAAGUUAAAAAAAUCGGAAAGACAGAUUGGGUGCCCACUUGAGGAAGACUUAAAUAACUGGGGUCAUCACUCCAUCCCUGAAACUCUGCCAGAUGCGAUACUGCAUGCCGCGGCUGGUGAUGAGGUUACGUUUGUAUUUACAAACCAAGUGGAUGGUAAACUUGUUCCUGUAGAAUCGACAGUGAAAACAGCAGCCAAUCAAGCUAAUGAUCAGGUGCCAAUUAAAGCAAAGCAUACCGAAUUCAAUGAAAAAGCUGGCAGAAAUAGUCCUCGAGCAUCGGCUGUACGUACUAUUGUCAAAGGAUCUUCUAAAUUUCUUAGAACAUCAGUAAACUCUUUGCAGUCUGAUAGAGUGCAAGCAACGUCCUCUCACUUUUUAUGCAGAAAGAGUUCUGUUUCAAACUCAUCACAUGAUUUUAUUUAAAUGCUUUGGCCAUAUAUUUUUAUCUUCAUGAGUA
This is a messenger RNA of Dendrobium catenatum, 2901 nucleotides long. Its product is annotated as DNA repair and recombination protein RAD54. Gene Ontology annotation, cellular component: nucleus. Lineage: Eukaryota; Viridiplantae; Streptophyta; Magnoliopsida; Asparagales; Orchidaceae. The coding region runs from base 114 to 2867 and encodes 917 amino acids. The record is from RefSeq and is a predicted model, not a curated record. Gene Ontology annotation, biological process: reciprocal meiotic recombination; double-strand break repair via synthesis-dependent strand annealing. The transcript has 21 exons. Gene Ontology annotation, molecular function: ATP binding; ATP-dependent chromatin remodeler activity; DNA translocase activity.